Messenger RNA from Lymnaea stagnalis (great pond snail), 4874 nucleotides. Lineage: Eukaryota; Metazoa; Mollusca; Gastropoda; Lymnaeidae. The record is from the annotation of a GenBank genome assembly.
GAUAUUUCUAGCGUAGGUGUAAUGUCAAUGAUAUGUCUGUAUAAACGUAAAUUUUUAUUGUAAAUUAUACCAUUUAAAAAAUAUUGGAAUUAUUCAUCUAUACAACUUUGUUUUUCCUGGUAUUCACUGGUAAGUAAAAGUAAAAGAGGAGUAUUCGUUAAGUUAAAGUAUUUUAAGUAGUAGUUAGUAGUACUAGUUCUAACAGACUACACUGUAAACUGUACUGUUACUGUUACACGUUAAACUUAAAGUUGAUUUACACCACGCCUAGUAGGCUAGUAAGUAAAAAAAUAAUGAGCGCUUGAAUAUAAGCCUAUGCCUAUACUAUAUAAUACUAUACUAUAUAUAUACAAUACUAUAUAAUAUAAUACUAUGCUGCAUAGUAGUUAUAUUAAGUUUUGUAGACUUUUUACUUUGUAAAAACACAUCAAUUUCAUCUUUCUAGCUUUAUGCGGCUAUUCGGACCCGGGUUUCAAGAGAGAGUGGUUGGGUUUAUUAAAAAAUAUUAAAAAUUAUUGUAGGGUUUGUAGGAAUAGGAUAAAAUUUGGUAUCAAAUGAAAGAUAAUUGAAUGGACUCUAUUGACUAUAUGAAUAUGAUAUGUUUUUAAAAUUUCUUCUUCAGUUUAACUAAAAUAAACUACCACAAAUGACAUCCGGGUAGCAUUUAGUCUAAAGGCAAAGGGACCUGGGUGCACAUGUAUCAUAUAGGCUUUUUUCAAUGUAUUGCCGUUAUGGGUCAAUUAGCUUCUAAAUAAAUGUGGUGGCAACUUAAAAAUGCUUUAGAACCUGUGCACUAGAGUUAGUAGUUAGAGUUAGAGCUACCAAGCUUAAUAAAUUAAAAGGUGCAUUUGACAAGAUUUUACAGAGUCCUUAUACUUAUAGCAACAAAAAUUUUUGUAAUAUUUGACUUGCUGAAAAAAAAGGAGCAUUUUAAUCCUUUAAAUUAAUAUUUCCAGGGAAAUUUUUUAUAUAAUAUAAUAAAAAUCAAGAUGGAUCCCAGUUGAGAAAUCCUGGUGCCAAACUGCAAACUCUAGAAAAUGUUAGAUCUUAUAUGUAGCAAAUAAUUUUGAUCAAAAACAAAUUUGACAUGUAAAAAAACCAUUAAGAAACAAUAAACAAUUAUUUUAUAGGGUAAUGGAUGACUUUGUGUCAUAUUUUAUUUAAGGAAAAAAAAAUGCAUAGUAGUUCUCCUUUUUUUCAUAAGAGAUGUCAGAUAUUUUUGCAAUUGCCUUAGGAGUAUAUUUUAAUAGUAUAUUUUUUAAGAUGUUGUUUAUGUAUUUUGGAUGUAAAAUUGUAGUGGCUUGUUUUUAAAGCAUCUUUGCUAUUUUUUUUUAGGAUUUAUCCAAUUAGUUGCAAGAUAUUUUGGCUAUUGUGCGUUUCUAAAUCUAUUUCUCCCCACAAGGAGCUUGUUUAGUUGUGUGAUAUCAAUUUUUAUACAAUGGCAUGGGGGAGGCUGUUAACUUAUAUGUCAACUGGUUAUAAUGAUAAAUACUGACAGCAGUGCCUUGGGUUAGGUGUUUAAUUUGUUCUAGGAAUGAGGUGGCAACAUAAAAUGCUCAUAUCCUAGAACAAUUUUUCUCAUAAGAAAUAAAGAAAAUUCACAUGUGUUCCACACAUCUAUAUAUACACUUAUAAACUAAUUUUUAAUGGCUUCGUAAUGGUAAUUAUUCUACAAAUUAUUACCCCUAACAUCAGAAAUGAAUAAAAUAUGUUGUUGUCAAUAAACAAAUGAAAAUAAUUAACAAAUUAACUUGCACCCUACUUCUGAGGCUGGUGUGUUGGAGACAUGUGGCAUAUGGGCACAGCGUGAGUGUGUUGUCUGCACAUUGUGUGACAGCUUCAUUCACACUCCACGGAAAAUGCCAUAUGGUGCACAAAUUUUGUUCGCAUUCCGAUACAUCACUCAUGAACCAAUACAAAUUUAUUAAAAAAUUUAUACUUGUAUCCCGAUUUUCUCAUAUCCUAGGUUACUCAUAACCUGAGGUUACACUGCAAAAGCUUAACAAUCUCUUUUAUUGUGAUAAAUUGUGAAAUAUAUUUAAUUACCUACAGUUAAUCUAUAAAUUAGCAUAAUUAAUUAUAGUAAACAUUUUUAAAAGCUCAAUACUUAAUUUAUUAGUGGUAGCAUAAUAAUAAGCCUCAGUCAAUAAACCAGGAAACAGUAUAUAAAGGCUAUCAAAACCUCAUAUGUAUAGAACCACAAAGUGCAUGAUACUCAAGGCCAGGGCGCGAAACACCGAAGGCGGCCCGCAAUAUUUGUUGUAAUGCAGGAGAGUUUAAUUCUGGUCGUACCACACAUUUAAAUAAGCACUCCAUAUUAAUAUUUUUCCUGUGUAACAUGCUACUAGUCUUACACAAAAAAUGAUCAUAUCUUUACAGGUGACAACUGAUUUAAAUCCUUGGUCAUGACAUUUCCAUUGUCGCACAAAACAAUAUUUGUGCUUGACCACAGUUCUUAUUUUGCCCAGUCAUGCAACCAACCUAUCGAAUAUGAUGUACUAAAAUCCAAGGGAUCAGGGGUUAUCCCAGCUGCCCCCAUCACCAAAUCCCUUUGGACUUGUAAUGUAGAGGGACUCCAAGAAUAUCUUAGGAUUGUUUUUGACAUAUAUCCUAAGGAUAGACAGGUAAGUCAUGUUGUGAAAAGAAGAGUGAUAAUUUUAUUUAACUUACAAAAAAAACCCAACUCCAUCUAAUUCCCAAAAUGUAUAAAUUGGUAACCACUUUUCAUGAGGAGACAACUUUUUAUGUGGACUUCACUUUAAUAAAUUUUUAAUUAAACAGAUAAAGAAGAUGUCUGGUCAUUUAAAAGCUUUUUAAAACUUGUAAAAAAAAAACUUCUUGAUUAUCAUUCUUCUUGUAUUGUAUUUCACAAUGGAAUAAUAUAAAUGAAUACUUAUUGGAAAAUUUAAUUACAAGUUGCGUACCGAGCACUGUACCAUCGGCAGAUACUUCAGUAGGCUAUACCAUAACAGGGAGCCUUCCUACCGGCAUUACAGCCUGGUCCCGGAAACUCUAGCACAUCUGUUGACCGAAUGCCAGUCACUAGAUGUUUCUCAGGGGAGGCUAGGGUGGUGGGGGAGUCCUAUGUGAGGAAAAUGUUAUAUGGCACAGCUGAGCAGAUGGAGCUGAUUGCCAAUGCGCUAGCCAGGGUUGUAAGAAAGUAAUCUCAAACCCUCAACAGAAUAUGUGCGUUAGUUGCAAGUUGUCAUUUUUAAUACUUGAAAAGAGACAUUUUGUUAAGUAUAAAUUGAACUAAUGAGCUAUGAAUGGAAUUCUGUCUAAUUUCAUUUACAAAUAUAUAUUUUCCCUAUUGACCAAUAAUUAAAAAAAUUUUUUUGUUAAGAUCAGAGUUGUCACAAGUAGCGCUGCACUUAAUCCAUGGAACUGUGCCGACACUAUCAAUGUAAGCUGAUGUUUUUGUUUGUUUUUGUGGAGCCUGGGGUUUUGAGAUAUUUAUUCUGGACUUGGGAAUGGAUGUUGAUGUUUAUGUCGGGCCUGGGAUUUGAGAUAUUUGCACUGGACUUGAGGAUAGAUGUUGAUGUUUAUGAUUGCAUAGAAAGAAAUAAAAUAUUAAAUAAGCGCUAGUGAGUUUUAAAAUUUUUAUUUUGAUGUAUAAGUUAUUAUAAGUGUAACAACUUUUUAAAGAUAUGACAACCUUAAAAAAACACUCCAGGCCAAUUACAUUUAUGUUUACCAUGUUUGUGUACCCCAGACUGUUAUAACAAAACUUGCCCACGUGGGGCCACCGAAAGGCAAGAAAGAUGAUAAUGAGUAUUCAGUUCUACACGGUCUGUCUUGCGCCAUCGACUGUCUGCGUGAGCCCACAUAUCAACAACAGGAUAGGCUGGAGAGAGGAGAGAGUGUGAAAAACAGAGGUCGGAUCAUCUGCCUUACUGUAGCAAAGAAGUACGUUUUCAGCAAGUUUCUGAGCUUAUUAUUUUACAAAUCUGUAAUACUUAUAAGUCAGGCAAUGUACAAGGCCAUGUCCUAUUUUUUGUUUUUUAAUCAUAGGGGUUAAUUUCACCUGUGCCAGCCAGUCAUAAGCUUUAACUGAGGAAGGGUCCAAGUGUGGGUUAUAUACUAAACUGAGAUUCUGCAAUGAGUUUGUCAAUUGAAAAGAAGGCUUUGUUUAAUGAUGUAAUGGAGUAAACAAAGAAUUAUUCUCUGCAUUUUAACAGUUUUAUUUCUUUACAGUUAACACUUCAGUCAGAAAUUUUGAAAAGCUGAUUUGUUAGGGGGAGAAAACAAAAGGGUUUUAAGCUACAUUUGCACAUAGUUCCACAUUAUUUAGUUCUUAAUGAUGUGAAUCAGACCCUCCACAUGAAUUAACUUUAAAUAUAUAGGAAAGGUGUAGUUUUAGUCAUUGUGUGUCAAAUGGGGUGCACAUGAUUUAUGUGGGUCCUGGGGCUUCUAUGUAAUUUAUUAGAUUAAUAUUAUUAAUAUUUCUUUAUUAAAAUUUGGGAUUAAUAGUACCUGGGAGUAUACAUAUAAUAUAAUAUAUAUAUAUUUCUUUCUUAAAGAAGAGAUUUUGUGUAGACUUUCAGGACUUUGGUGUUUCAAAACUUCACUUUACUUAGUUUACAGACAUAAGUGGAUUAUUUUAAAUCUACUAAAAACUCAUCCCAGACAUCAUGGGUUUUAUUUUAAAAUACUCAAACUCAUCUCAGUGGAAACUCUCUCGUAUUCAAAGAUAUAUUUAAAAAAAAACAAGUUUGAAAAAAAUAUUUCUUUGAUCCUUUAUCGAUGGGACUUGUAAUGUGGUUUUUUAUGUUUUUAUGUGUUCAACCAGUGAGCAGUCAGUUAGCCACCUGGAAGAAUAUGUUGUAGAGGCCAUACAACACCACAACAAGAUAUCAACAUCAGGCGACCUGUGA